Molecule: messenger RNA, 1853 nt
Organism: Mauremys mutica (yellowpond turtle)
Lineage: Eukaryota; Metazoa; Chordata; Testudines; Geoemydidae
Gene: HSD17B3
Product: hydroxysteroid 17-beta dehydrogenase 3
Exons: 12
Coding region: 95-1099 (334 amino acids)
Cellular component (GO): endoplasmic reticulum
Molecular function (GO): oxidoreductase activity
Source: RefSeq, a predicted model, not a curated record
CUCUGCCAAUGCUCAGAGAGUAGCAGUGCGCUAGGCGGCAGUUAAGGGGAAGAUAGUGUCGGUAUUUCAUCCAAGCUCACUGGAUCUGUUUACCAUGGGAGAGUUCCAACAGCAGCUGCUCACUCUUUUGGGGGGUCUAAUUUGUCUGUUUACUCUGGUGAAAUGCAUUAGAUUUUUGAAGUAUUUUUUCCCAUAUGUAUGGAAUGCUUUGCCUCAGUCUUUCUUUCGGUCAAUGGGAGAAUGGGCAGUGGUCACAGGAGCAGGAGAUGGAAUUGGAAAAGCAUAUUCCCUGGAGCUGGCAAAACAUGGAUUAAAUAUUGUUAUGAUAAGCAGAACACUUGAAAAACUGCAGAAAGUCGCCACUGAAAUUGAACAGGCCACAGGUAGAAAUGUGAAGAUCAUACAAGCUGACUUUACAAAAGAUUACAUAUAUGAGAAUAUUGAAGAAUGUCUUCAAGGCUUAGAAAUUGGCAUUUUGGUUAACAAUGUUGGAAUGCUUCAUAAUCCUCUUCCAUGCCGUUUCCUUAAUGGAGUAGACACAGACGAGAUGCACAGAGAUGGUGGAGUGCUGUGCUGGAGGAGGAAGGACACGAGACAUAACAGGGAGGCAGGAGAAAAGAACCUCAUCAGCUGCAACAUUAUCUCUGUUACCAAGAUGACACGAAUAAUUUUGAAACAAAUGGAGCCAAGACAAAAAGGACUUAUUCUGAACCUUUCUUCUGGUUUGGGCACCUUCCCUUGUCCAUUAUAUACUAUAUAUUCGGCUUCUAAAGCUUUUGUAUGCACAUUUUCCAAAGCACUUCAAGCAGAAUAUAAGGCAAAGGGAAUUACCAUACAGGUGGUGGCUCCUUAUGCUGUUUCUACUCCAAUGACAAUGUACCAAAAACCCAAUCUCAUAACAAAGACUGCGGAGGAGUUUGUUAGAGAAUCACUGAUUUAUGUUACUGUUGGAGAGGAGACAUUUGGUUGUUUAGCCCAUGAGAUCUUGGCGUGCAUCCUGCAGCUCAUUCCGUUGUGGGUAUUCCAUAGUGACAGAUUUCAAGAGGUGUUCCUGAACACAUUUCCGACUUACCUGAAGAGGAACUGGAAGAGCCCCUAACAAAAUCAACUUUUUAGACCGUGUGAAAUUGUGAAUCCUAGCUUCAUACACUAUAAUUCUGGGGGCUAAAUUCAGCUCUGGCCCAGCAUGCUUACUGAAGAAGUUUGCUAAGGGCCUGAUCCAAAGGCCAUUGAAGUCAAUGUUUUUCCAAUGACUUCAAUGGGCUUUGGAUCAGUUACAGAGGGAUGGGAUGCUACAGCUGCUUUUGCUUCUUUAAACUGAGCUUGUAGAUGGUGGGUAGCUACAGGUGUUUGAUGUUUACAAAUAAGACCAUUUGCAUUAUUUCCAAACAUAGGUUUGUUUGCUUUGAUGCUUUUAGGAAGACUCGCAUGAUCUGUGAAGGGGCUUUGGAUUUUUGUGGGAGGACACACAGAUUUUGCUGGAGGAGGAGGAGAUCGUGGGAAGAAGUUUUAGAGGAUGGAGGGAAUCUGUGCAUAGGGGCUUUGGAAGUUUGCAGGAACAGUGUGUAUUAGUGGAAAGGGCUUUGGAGUCCUCCAAAGCAUUUUAUAUGAAUCCCUGUCACAGACAGGAUACUGGACUAGGUGGACCUCCAGUAUGGUGACUUCUAAUUCUGUGUUUGCAGGAAGAUGAAAGCUUAAGGUGAAGACUUUGAAUCUAGAUUGUGUAAUGUUUUCCAAAUAACUUUCAGAACUUCUCUUUAUUUUGUGUAGAAUUAGGAAGUGAGCAUUUUUUACACUUUGCAAUGUUGUUUUGUUUGUGCAUUCCAAAAAGCUAUUCAAUAAAGAAACAUUCA